Molecule: messenger RNA, 2872 nt
Organism: Caretta caretta (loggerhead turtle)
Lineage: Eukaryota; Metazoa; Chordata; Testudines; Cheloniidae
Source: RefSeq, a predicted model, not a curated record
UCCUCCAACUUUUAUGCCAGCCUUCAUUAAUUUUUCCAGCCUUGGCUGCCCUCCAGGAUCUGUUUCUGCUUUUACAGCUACCGAUUGCACAGCAUUUCUGCUGAGGAAGAGAAUUAGAUGCCAACAAAAGCUUUUAACAGCCAUCAGUGUGAGAAGUGAGCCUUCCUGAAGGUGUAGCACCAGCUAGCUGCUUAAGGAUUUCCCGCUCUCUUGGAAUUAAACCCAAGGGACAGAGGAUGUCAGAACAGUCAUAGGUGAACUUUGAGAGUCUCCUCUAGAAGGCUGUCUUUGGGGGACCCACAGCAAAGGAUAUGGAUCUGUAGGGAACAAAAGCCGCAGUCCCAUAUAGUGCCACAGUGGCAACAGUGCAGCAGUAGCUGUUUCACAUGCACAUACAGUGUUGCUGCUGUUGGCUCUUCUCUCCCGGGAUGGGCAGGGAAAUCGCUCACAUGCAGGGAUGGAGUUAGAGUUCCUUGGAGUAACUAACUCCCACAUGGCUUGCUGUUCAGAUAGACACUGGGCUCUGAAAGGAGCAUGCUACUGAAGGCAAAGGCUUCUUUGGCCCUGUGCCAGGAACUCCCUCUCCCACGCUCUGGGCCCACAUUGCCACUGACGUGGGGCAAAGGGGCAUCCUGAGGGGCGGAGGAAGCAAGCAUCAGAGUCAUAUAGGUCCACUAGCAUCUGCUCCUUUUGAAUUCUCUUAGCAGAGAGGACUAUAUAGCCCUAAGGUAUUAAGGGUAUUGAAAUCUCAGCCUAAUUGAGAUUUUUUUGUUUUUGUUUUAAGUAUAUUUAAAAAUAAAUGAGGACGAGAAAAUAUUUUGUGGUACUGAAUGUCAGACUGAAAAGCUGCAGCAAGUCUUUUGUUGCCAUGUUCAAAGACUAGCUGUGCUAUCUCACAAAUACAUUUCUAUUAAAGCAAAACAGAGGAUUUGAGGAGGAGAAACCGUUUACCUUAGAUAUUUCAAAAAGAACCUAGUAAUAAAGAUAUGAAUUAUUGUAGCCCACAAAUCAUAAAAUUCACACAGGUGGUUACAUUUGCCAUCAGCCCAUAAAGUAAUUAACUAAAGUAUUAAAAUCCUGGGGGUUGAAUCAGUAAGUGAUGGAGUUCUCUUAUGCAAUAUCAAUUAGCUCAUUCAAAUUAUGCUCAUCCCUUGCCAUAUCCUGUUCAUUGAAUGGCUGACUAAAUACUUCUAUAGGAAGGCAGGAUUGUCUGGCUAUGUAGACUCCCUCCUCAGGCCCUACGCUACCAGCACUCCCAGCUACCUUCGAGACACCACUGACUUCCUGAGGAAACUACAAUCCAUCAGUGAUCUUCCUGAAAACACCAUCCUGGCCACUAUGGAUGUAGAAGCCCUCUACACCAACAUUCCACUCAAAGAUGGACUACAAGCCAUCAAGAACACUAUCCCCGAUAAUGUCACGGCUAACCUGGUGGCUGAACUUUGUGACUUUGUCGUUACCCAUAACUAUUUUACAUUUGGGGACAAUGUAUACCUUCAGAUCAGCGGCACUGCUAUGGGUACCUGCAUGGCCCCACAGUAUGCCAACAUUUUUAUGGCUGACUUAGAACAACGCUUCCUCAGCUCUCGUCCCCUAACGCCCCUACUCUACUUGCGUUAUAUUGAUCACAUCUUCAUCAUCUGGACCCAUGGAAAAGAAGCCCUUGAGGAAUUCCACCAUGAUUUCAACAAUUUCCAUCCCACCAUCAACCUCAGCCUGGUCCAGUCCACACAAGAGAUCCACUUCCUGGACACCACAGUGCUAAUAAACGAUGGUCACAUAAACACCACCCUAUACAGGAAACCUACUGACCGCUAUUCCUACCUACAUGCCUCCAGCUUUCACCCUGACCACACCACACGAUCCAUUGUCUACAGCCAAGCUCUGCGAUACAACCGCAUUUCCUCCAACCCCUCAGACAGAGACAAACACCUAUAAGAUCUCUAUCAAGCAUUCUUACAACUACAGUACCCAUCUGCGGAAGUGAAGAAACAGAUUGAUAGAGCCAGAAGAGUUCCCAGAAGUCACCUACUACAGGACAGGCCUAACAAAGAAAAUAACAGAACGCCACUAGCCGUCACCUUCAGUCCCCAACAAAAACCCCUCCAACGCAUUAUUAAGGAUCUACAACCUAUCCUGAAGGAUGACCCAUCACUCUCACAAAUCUUGGGAGACAGGCCAGUCCUUGCCUACAGACAGCCCCCCAACCUGAAGCAAAUACUCACCAGCAACCACAUACCACACAACAGAACCACUAACCCAGGAACCUAUCCUUGCAACAAAGCCCGUUGCCAACUGUGCCCACAUAUCUAUUCAGGGGACACCAUCACAGGGCCUAAUAACAUCAGCCACACUAUCAGAGGCUCGUUCACCUGCACAUCCACCAAUGUGAUAUAUGCCAUCAUGUGCCAGCAAUGCCCCUCUGCCAUGUACAUUGGCCAAACUGGACAGUCUCUACGUAAAAGAAUAAAUGGACACAAAUCAGAUGUCAAGAAUUAUAACAUUCAUUAACCAGUCGGAGAACACUUCAAUCUCUCUGGUCACGCGAUUACAGACAUGAAAGUUGCUAUAUUACAACAAAAAAACUUCAAAUCCAGACUCCAGCGAGAAACUGUUGAAUUGGAAUUCAUUUGCAAAUUGGAUACAAUUAACUUAGGCUUGAAUAGAGACUGGGAGUGGCUAAGUAAUUAUGCAAGGUAACCUAUUUCCCCUUGUUUUUUCCUAUACCCCCUCCCCCCCCCAGACAUUCUUGUUAAACCCUGGAUUUGUGCUGGAAAUGGCCCACCUUGAUUAUCAUGCACAUUGUGAGGAGAGUGAUCACUUUGGAUGGGCUAUUGCCAGCAGGAGAGUGGGUUUGUGUGUGUGGUGGGGG